Molecule: messenger RNA, 3759 nt
Organism: Amoebophrya sp. A120
Lineage: Eukaryota; Dinophyceae; Syndiniales; Amoebophryaceae
Source: the annotation of a GenBank genome assembly
AGCAGGCAUUAUUUCUAGUAAUUUAAACCCCUACUAAUUACUUUUUAGUUCUACACCCCCAGUUGCAUCUAGUUCUAGCAUCAUGUUUUGAAUUUGAUAUUAUUCUGCCGAGCACGAACUUAUCGAGAACUUUCUUUCGCGACAAAAUGCUUAGGCCCGCGAAAAACGCGGGUCUUCGUUGUCGAUUAGAGAUGUCGUCGAGUUUCCGUAGGCUCGUUCUAUCCUCCACAUUUUUCGCGACUACUUUUUUCACCCAACAAGUCCACUCACUUUCCGUACACCACCUGCAUAAAGCUUCUCCGUCACCGCAAAAACAUGCGAAAAUUUUCCACCGGCAAGCUGCCACGCGAGCUAGUGAUACUACAGAAGGAGCCGAGGAAGCAGCACUUGCUGUCGCGGUCAAAGAGAGCGGCAAACGGGGCGGUAACGAGGAAAGCGCGACAACAAGCGCUACUAGUACUGCUCUCGUGCAGAAGAAUGAAGACGGAAUAGCUCCUGCUGCAGACCGUGAUGUCGACAAUCAAGACGUCUCGUCGAAUGUUCUUGACCGCGGGAUGUUAUCCGCAGGAGAAGGACAGGGUGACGCGGAUGAGCAACAGAAACCGCUGACACCAACAACCGCUGACACAACUACGUCCGCCUCCGCUUCAGCGUUUCUCCAUUUCCCGAGAGUAGAUAGAAAAAAACAUCAAGGACAAGCAGUUUCUGGUGUUCCCACUUCUUCAACAGCUGCAGCGAACAAGAACAGUAAGGCGGAUGUUGAACAAGAUGCACCGGGCAGUUCAUCCGGCCUACUAGAGACGAAGAAGCUUACCGUUGGAACGACCAAGGUGAACAAGAAAAUGCAGAUGCAAGUAGAGAUGGAGCAAAAACAACACGAAAAGCAAACCAUUUCGCAGCAAACCAAACUAAACCUGAACCAGCGCAUGAAGUUCGACAUGAUGGCGGCGAACCUCGUGAAAAUCGGCGUUUUCUGCGUCCUGCCGGUCGGGAUAAUCGCUGUUAUCAUCUGUGUCUGUUGCUGCUACUGCAAAAAGGAACCGGAGGAUGAGGGGUGGAUUGAUGAUUACGGCCACUACCACCCCGCCGCGGGGGAAAACAAGCACCAGCAUGGUGAGGAGCACAGGGGCAAAGGAAAGGGCGAAAAAGAAGAGUUUUGGAUGAAAGGACCACCACCUGGGGCGCACGGCAAGGGCGGGGAUAAAGGACAAGGUGGCAAGGAUAGCGCGAUGAAUCCUAACAUCAAAGGCGGUGGUCCUCCACACGGCAAAGAUAUGAAAUUUUCCGGUACCAAAGAUCCGUACGGAGGGAAUAAAGGUGCAGGACCAGGAGCUGCGUACGGUAAAAAUAAUUACGACGCAGCACAACCUCAACCCCUCGAUCCUCAACAACUAGCCGCUAUCGAGCAGAUGCAAAACGAACAGUGGUGGCAGACCAUGACGCAAGACGAACAGGCACAGUAUCUCCAGCAGUGGUAUCAGUAUCGCAAACCGCCAAAAAAACAAGAACUACCCGAGCAGCCGAUCGUGCAGAAGGCACCUGACGAGAACCAGGCGCACGGGAAAAGGUAUGGAAAGGUGAACCCGGUCACUGGGUUGUACGAGCCGAGCAUGAUGGUCAUGCCGGAGCCCACUCCGGAGGUGAAACCAGUCGAUUCGGGGAAGUACUAUCAAGGAUUCGGCGGCAUUGCGCCGUUACCGGGCAAAGAGCGGAAGUCGUCUUCGAAGAAGGAUAGUGCAAAACGAAUCUCCUCCUCCGCCGGCGGGAAGAAAGUCUUGUCCUCCGGCCCACGAGCUGCAAAACUGCCGUCGGGCAACCAACCAGCUACGUUUGCGGGGGGCAUGGCGAGCACUCCCGCGCCGCCGGUGACGUUUGCGGGCGGGAUGGCAAGCUCGCCCGCACCAGCUCCGAUUACCUUCGCAGGCAGCAUGCCCAGUCACGCGAUGGCAAGUCAGCCGAACGCGAUGAACACGAGUCAGCCCGCUAACCAGACGGUGGACAGCCACAGCACUUUUGCGGGAAGUGGCGUCACCAGCGGACCAGGUGGAAACGCGGAAAGCUCGUUCAAACUUGGCGGUAGUCCACCAGCGAACUUAUGCAAUACAAAUUUCCCGUACACGACGUCGACGUAGGUAGACGUAGAGGUACGAAAUUAUGCAUGACAAAUUUUGGCAUUGGCAACUCCAACUUAGAGCCUCCCACCUGUCCUGCUGAACAAGAGGAUUGAAGAAAAGUUUAAGUUUUGUCAUGCAGAAACCGCAUUGGCAUUGGAUGUGCGUCUGCGACUGCGUGCAGUACGGGAACAUUUUUCCUGUGGAUAUAUUGCCGGCGCGGGUUCCAGAUACAAAGGGACGGGGAAGAUGGGUCUGGGUCAGCAGACAACCGGAACUCUGGGUACCUCAGCGGCGAACAGUAACGUCGAGAGUAAAGAACUCCUCUCCACUGACCCACCCCCAAUGAAGCGCAUUUCGGGGAUAUCCUGAGCAAAAACGUCCCCACCCCAUAGUCAAGUUGGUCUAUCUGCAACACAAAUCUCCAAGUUUUCGGCGUUGUGCAUGACAAGUUCCCAUCUGCAGUGUAGUGCUGGUUAGCACGGGCAGCCGCAUGAGAAAGCCAGCUUGUCAUUCUGUUUACAGUAUUACAAAGUCCAAAACACGAUUGGCAACGCCUGGCAUGGACCUGCGCAUUACAAAUCUUCCAGUCAUCGCAAAUCUGCAUGACAACUCUGGGGUGGGGACGUUUUUACACAGCAUAGGGGAAAAUCGGCGACCAGAGCGCCGUUCCAGACGCAGCCAGAACUUCGAAUGCACGAUCCCCCGCGGCCUUGCUGUGGCAACAAGCCGGCAAGGAGGCCCGCGCGUCCAACCCGUUUACGCAAAUGCUGCAGGCCGCCCGGGCAAAAUCCACGUCCACGGGAGGCUCAGUGGCUACAAAUAACGCCGAUAGCGCGUUGCCGGUUACGCCGUUCCGGCCCAGUAACGCGGUGGCGCUCGACUCGCAGAAGGGACGGAUGGGCGGGAAGGGCGUCACGAGCGGAACGGUGUCGAAAAUCAGUGUUGGGCGGUUGAUAUGCAUCGCAAAAGUGUAUCAUACUCAUGGUAAUUGCAGUCAUGCAUGAAAAAUCCAACCUUCUACGUCAACUAGCAUGACAAACUGCAUUUUUCUUUCUUCACAAAAUUUGUGAUGCAAUUCGUAUAUAGUAAGAUACUUUUGCAAGGCAUAGUUGACGGCGCAGGACCCUGGGACCAUUGAGCCGGAGGACAUGUCCGCACUGUUGGAUUCGGCGAAAAGGAGGAAGAUUUAGAGUUCUUGUUUAUUCAAGGGUGCAGAGCAGAAGUACUCGUACUCCUAGUUCGUUGGUCCUACCUUUUUUAUCAGUAGUACGAGUACCUCAGUACAUCAAAACAAAUUCAUCUAGCACAUUUUUGUAUUCUUUUUUUUUUGGAAUCUCAUUCUUUCUCUUACUCUUUCAAAUUAUGUUGCAUUUUUUUUCGUUUGAACAACUUCAUCGACCACGACCCACACCCAGUAUUGCAAUGACCAAGUUGAAGUUUGAUUUGAGUCAGAAGAUGACGAACGCCACCUCGACCUGUUUAUUCGUACCCAGUUUUAGUAAAAACAUGUAGCGCACUAUGACGGCAGUAACGUGCCCAACAGGCUAGUUACCCAAAGGGAUACAGUUUUUUUUUUUCGGUGUAAAUAAGGUAGUUAUAUAUUAAAUUGCGAUGACAGAGCGGUGCAUGAUCAGCGAAGAAGAGG